Zasmidium cellare ATCC 36951 is the source of this 408-nucleotide messenger RNA. RefSeq lists its product as uncharacterized. The coding region runs from base 1 to 408 and encodes 135 amino acids. The transcript has a single exon. The record is from RefSeq and is a predicted model, not a curated record. NCBI's taxonomy places the organism in Eukaryota, Fungi, Ascomycota, Dothideomycetes, Mycosphaerellales, Mycosphaerellaceae.
AUGCGUUUCUCACUCCUAGAAUUCGCCGCCGUGGCCUACGCUGGCAGUACGAUCAACACAGACCCAACUACAACCACAACAACAACACCCGCUGCAACCCCAACACCAACCGGCGUCUGCACCAAGUUCCCCUACGACGCACUCCUGCCACUCUCAACAAACACCGCCGCUCAGUCCUGGUGCUCGAAAAAUUUCCCCGUCGCCUGCACUGGCAGAAGACCAGAAAAGAAGAUCGCGGAGCGGACGGCAGAUCCAGAACCCAUCGCAGAGCCAGAGCCGACUCCCACGACGUUGGUCAAGAAAGCGCAGAAGGCCAACCCAGCAGCACUACUUUCGACCCUGGAAGCAUUGGGCAAGGGGUUUGCGAGCACAGCUUGUGCUUGUAUCGAGACGCCGGCGCCGUGUUAG